AGGCAUUUGUUCAGGGACAUGGGACUUAAUCUGCUUUAUUGAGCAUCUAUGCUUUUCUAACCUUGUGAGGCUGUUUAUCGUAUCGGUUCUCAGCUACAUAAUUCUGCUCUUCUUCUACCUCUUGUUCAAAGUUGGCAUCAUCCAAUGCAUUGGGAGAAGCGUCUGCAAAGUUUCAUGGGCUGCCUGUGAGGCAUACUGGACGGCAAUGGAGGAGGUCGUCUUCUUCCUCUGGCACAAGCUGAAGAACACAAAACGAGUCUAUCGCCGCCGGGUUUGAGGACAUGGAAGAGGAGCUCAGCUCAGCCGGCGGCGACGAUGACGACUCAGAGGAUUAUGAAACCAUUCGAGUCACGAACCGGCGGAAAUCGGUUCGAGACAGACGGAGAGAUCGACUGAGACGAUCUCUGUAUCCAAGGAGCUAUGGUUCGUCGAAAAGGAGACAUGGAAGUGGUCGUCACCAUCGCGUGAGGUUGAAGACGAGCGAGGUUGAAGUUCAUGUUAGGGGCUCAGGGAGGAGGAGGAAUGGAGGGCAGAUUCAACUGAGAGGCAGAGAGAAGUAUGUUGCACCAUUAUUGUUCAGAAGUAGGUGGUGAUGUUUAGAAUGAUCAGUUUUUUUUUUUUCUUUUUCAAAAUUAAAUUUUGGGAUUAUAUGUAAAAACACCUUUUGUUAGUUAAAAUUCAAAUAAUUUUAGAGUUCAUGGGGGAGUUAGCAGUGAAUUUGAUUGAACUGAAGAUUUUGAUUUUCUAAGUUUG
Phalaenopsis equestris is the source of this 753-nucleotide messenger RNA. RefSeq lists its product as uncharacterized. NCBI's taxonomy places the organism in Eukaryota, Viridiplantae, Streptophyta, Magnoliopsida, Asparagales, Orchidaceae. The record is from RefSeq and is a predicted model, not a curated record.